UCCGAUCCGAUCUCUGCCUCGGAUGCGAGAACGUGCGUCGAUAUUGUGCUACCAUCUUUCAAGCAUAUAAGACGCCAAGGAUCACUUUGAACAUUACUGCACACUCAUCAAGCUGAACUCACCUGUUAAGGCCAGCAUGGAUGCCUUAUCGCUAUCGUCAUUCAAGGCAUACGCCGCAUACGUCGUAAUUGCCGUAGUGGUCCUUCAUCUAAUCACCAAUCGCUUCCGUAGGAGCCUUGCAGGACUUCCCGGCCCUGCAAUCGCCAAAUGGACUCGUCUCUGGAAGUUGCACAGUGUGUGGAAGGGUGAUCACCACAAUACAGCCAUUGACCUACAUCGCAAAUAUGGUCCGCUGGUGCGCAUUGGUCCCAAGCACAUAUCUGUCGGAGACCCCAGUGCUAUCCCGAUUAUCUACGGUCUCAACAAAGGUUUCACAAAGACCGGCUUCUAUCCCAUCCAGUGCAUAUCAUGGAACAAAAAGCCCCAGAUGAACCUCUUCUCCACCCGCGACGAGAUGUUCCACCGUGAGCAAAAGCGGCCUGUGGCAAACGCCUACAGUAUGACCUCGCUGCUCGAUCUUGAAUCCGCAGUAGACUCCUGCACCGAGAUCUUCAUCAAUCAGCUGGCGAGAUUUGCGAGUAGCAAAAAGCCCGUCGACCUGGGCAUGUGGCUGCAAUACUACGCUUUUGACGUGGUCGGGGAAUUCACCUUUGCCAAGAAACUCGGCUUUCUACAGGAGGGAAAGGACGUCGACGGCAUGAUUGAAGCGAUUCAAGGGAUGCUGGUGUAUGCUAGUGUGUGUGGCCAGGUUCCCGAGGCUCAUCCAUUGUUACUAGGGAAUCCACUUUUCCCGAUAUUCAUGCCCAGCAUGGAGACAUGGAACCAGGUCUUGAAUUUCACGCUCAAGGCCAUCAAUUCCCGAGCAUCGCUGCAGCGUGACGGCGAGCUCAAUACCGAGAAACCAGAAGCAGGAAAGGACAUGCUGUUCCGGUGGAUGGCCAUCCAUGCCUCUGAUCCCAAUAAGCUUUCCACCCGGGAUGUCAUCGUCCAUCUUUCGACGAAUGUGUUUGCCGGUUCAGACACCACUGCCAUCGCUCUGCGGGCCGUCUUCUACCUCCUCCUUCGUAACCCGUCCAUCCUGGCCAAGCUGAACGCUGAGAUCGAUAACGCCGACCGAGAGGGAAAACUAAGCAACCCGAUCUCCUACCGAGAAUCCAUGAACCACCUGCCCUAUCUGCAGGCCGUUCUCAAGGAGGCAAUGCGACUACAUCCAUCCGUCGGGCGGGUCACCAUCUGUGACAGGCAUUUCCCCGGAGGAACCAUAGUUGGGAUCAAUGCAUGGGUUCUCCACCGAGAUGCCCGGAUCUUCCCUGACCCUGACAAAUUCACUCCCGAGCGAUGGAUUGAUAGCGACCCGCAGCACUUGAAGAAGAUGGAACAGAGCUUCUUCGCGUUUGGAGCGCGGUCUCGGACUUGCAUUGGCAAGAACAUCUCGCUUAUUGAGAUGCAUAAGAUUAUUCCUCAGCUGUUGCGGGAGUUUGAAAUCCGACUGCACAACCUGGAGAAGGAAUGGAAGACGAAGAAUGUAUGGUUUGUGCAGCAGGAGGGAUUAGUAUGUAACCUUGUACGCAGGAUGGGAUGUCAAGUGACUUAAUGCGUAUGAUACUGCAUACACCGACAUGAAUGAUGCUAUUUUCUUUUGAAAAAGUACCUGUU
Aspergillus novofumigatus IBT 16806 is the source of this 1716-nucleotide messenger RNA. Its product is annotated as cytochrome P450. NCBI's taxonomy places the organism in Eukaryota, Fungi, Ascomycota, Eurotiomycetes, Eurotiales, Aspergillaceae. The record is from RefSeq and is a predicted model, not a curated record. Gene Ontology annotation, molecular function: iron ion binding; monooxygenase activity; oxidoreductase activity, acting on paired donors, with incorporation or reduction of molecular oxygen. The transcript has 3 exons. The coding region runs from base 137 to 1654 and encodes 505 amino acids.